AUGGCCGCACGGGGGUCCCAACAGCUGCGCCCAGCGGACGGCGCCACGCUGCCUGCGCUCGGGCCCCGCGCGCCGCCGCCGCCCGCGCCCUUGGCGCCCCUCACGGGCGCGGCCCCGCCGGCGUCGCAGCGCCGAAAGCGCACGUCGUUCAGCACCGAGCAGCUGCGGCUGCUGGAGCUCGUCUUCCGCCAGACCGCGUACCCCGACAUCCACCUGCGCGAGCGCCUAGCCGCGCGCACCCGCCUGCCCGAGUCGCGGAUCCAGGUGUGGUUCCAGAACAGGCGUGCCAAGUCCCGGAGACAGAGCGGGAAAUCCUUUCAGUCCACAGACAGGCGGGAGCUCUUCCUCCACCACUCAGCUCCUGAGGCUGAGGCAAAGUGUUUGAAGCCGCAGCCCUCUCUUGAGGUGGAUGUGAACUGCCUGCAGGAUCCCAGCUGGGCUGGAGGGGGCGGUUCUGACUGUAGCUCCCAAGCCCAGAAUUUCGAAACCUAUUCCACUCUCUGUGAAGAAGUUGGUUCAAAGCUGGACUCGUGGGAGGAGCAUAUCUUUUCCGCCUUUGGUAGCUUUUGAGAAUCUGAGAGCAUUCAGGAUAAGCUCAGCGGAGGGGUCAGAACCCGGGAGACGCUAGGGCACUGCCCCACCUGGCUUUCCUGUCAGGACAGGUCCUUGCUGACCCUGACUGGUGGACAGCGUUUCUCACUGUCCAAGCUUCCUCUUAUGCCAGUGACUCCCCAUAGGUCUCUGUGUACCCAUCCCAGCCACCCAAGGGCUCUGGUGUUCCUCUGUACCUGUCUGUCUCCAGCUCUGUGUCCCUAUGGCCACACGCUAGACCUGUGCUGUUUUUUGGAUUGGUUGUUCAGACUCACGCUCUUCGCAAGAACCCUUUGGCUCAACUCAGGUUCUCUUUGUGCCUGACAGCUGCUGUCUUCCCAUAGUCUCGCCAAGGCUUAUAACCUUAAGCUCACUCUAUCCCAUGUCCUCUGCCCUUAGCUGUCAUGGAGAUUUCUUUCUUUUUUAUUUGAAUUUGUUAGGGCGUGUUUGCAGUACAUGAUGCUUGUGCUCAUCUCGGGAGUUGGCGCGUGUGCACGACCCACCCUAGUUCCUUCACUGCCCCGUCUCCUCCCCGCCUCCCUCCCUCCAUCUCUUCUUCCUUCAAAGUGAGUUCUUUAUUUUUUAAUCGACAAGUAAAAAUCCGUAUAUAUUUAUGGCAUACGUGAUGUGUUGAUGUCUGUGUACAUUGUGAAAUGGCUAAUUGAGCCACUUAACAUGCAUUGCUGCACAUACUUAUUUUUGUGAUGAGAACCUAAAGUCUACUGUCUUAGCCCCUUUCAAGUAUGUAAUAUAUUAACUGCAGUCUUGAUGCACAAUAAAUCUCUCAAACA
Messenger RNA from Heterocephalus glaber (naked mole-rat), 1382 nucleotides. RefSeq names its product Mix paired-like homeobox (gene Mixl1). The record is from RefSeq and is a predicted model, not a curated record. NCBI's taxonomy places the organism in Eukaryota, Metazoa, Chordata, Mammalia, Rodentia, Bathyergidae. Gene Ontology annotation, molecular function: RNA polymerase II cis-regulatory region sequence-specific DNA binding; DNA-binding transcription activator activity, RNA polymerase II-specific. Gene Ontology annotation, biological process: endoderm formation; endoderm development; regulation of transcription by RNA polymerase II.